AUGCUUUCUAUUGAACAUAGGUAUAAUAUCUGUCUUAUGGCAGAGAGACAUCCCAAAUGGACACAAUUGGAUUUAGCCAGAUGGGCAUAUGAGGCAUUUCAACUGCCCAAAAUACCAUCACAGGGAACUAUUUCACGAUUAUUAGCCAAGAAGGAUGUCUAUAUGAACUGUAAGGACAGUGAAAAAUGUGCGAAUAGAAUUAGGAAACCCAAUAAUCUACUGGUAAGAAGAAUUUUACAGGAAUGGGUAUCACAGAGCAUAUGGAAUGGUAUACCUGUAACGUCACCCAUCCUACAGGAUACUGCACAAUCCGUUUGGUAUCGAAUACCUGCAGAACAUAGAGAGGGCAAUGGCUGCUUUUCAUACAAGUGGAUCACGAAUUUUUUGGCCAAGAUGAGUGUUAAUAUCUCGAGUAUGGAGGAACAGACACCGAAACCGCCCAAGGUAUGGACUUUUGAAGAGAGGAACGAACUGAAAGAAUACUUUAGUCAGGUCCCACCUAGAGAUAUUUUCACUCUGGAUGAAACUUUUUUGGCUUAUAAUUUACCGCUAGACUAUGCGCAGUACGAGGCAAGUCAAAUGCAGAGAAAGAUUGAAGUGGCCACUGUAAUGCUAUGCUGUAAUCUAGAUGGAUCGGAGAAGCUGAAGCCCCUAGUUGUUGGUAAAUAUAACAGCUAUAGAAGCUUUAGGAACUAUUUUCCAGAGGAACCGCAGGAUCCCGUGUCACAAUCGCUAUUAGGUGGGAAAAUGGCAAGAAGAUUUGGAAUUUCGUAUCACAGUAAUAGAAAAUCAUGGUUGACAAGCAAUCUUUUCCACGACUGGCUGGCUCGUUGGGAUAAAAGACUGGUAGCUGAUAAUCGGAAAAUAUGGAUUGUAUUAGAUGACUCUUGUUCUCACAGAAUUAUCAAUUUACAUUUGAAAAACAUCGAAUUGGUUUAUACCUCUGCGAACUCAAGAUUCUUACCCUUUAACUGGGGGGUUUUAGAUGAAUUCAAGACAAGGUAUAGAAUCCAACAGUACCAAGCUUUGAUCAGUUUACAAAAGCAGUUGGAGAAGAAGUAUCAUCGUAAGGUACUGAUAAGUUUUGAGCAAAGUCAAUUGACCAUGUCAAAUGCAUUCAAAUUCGUUAGAGAAGCCUGGAAAUCAAUUCCUUUGGAGACUAUUAGAGGUAACUGGAAAAGUGCAGGUAUUCUACCAGCAGAAAUGAUCCAAACUGAUGAAAGCGUUAGUAUGGCUUUUAAGAAAAAUGAAGUUUUAGAAGCAAGACUUAAUGAGCUUUGUAAUAAAUUUUAUUGCUCGAAAAAAUGGGAUCAUGACAUGUUAUUGGAUUUAAAUUUAGAGAAUAAAAAUACAAAUUUUCUGAGCACAGAAGAAUUGGUGGAAAGUGCAAUAGUCGAUCCAAUUGAGCCAGAUUCACAAGACGAUAAACUUAAUCGUAAUAAUAAUAACGCUCUCCCAUAUUCUUACAAUCUUGAUAUAAUUACAGAUGGUAACGUUGGAAUUAAUGUUGGUGACAUUGCAGAUAAUUCAGAAUCGGAUGAAGAAGAUGCUGAUAAAACUUACACGAGAAAUGACGUUCAAACGGCCGAGAAGGCCAUAGAAUAUGCUAUUAACGCCGGUGAAACUUCACUGAUAGGUAGUACAAAUGACAACGGCGAAAUGGACACAGGUUAUGAAGUUAACAUUGAUAAGUUUUUGGGUGAGGAUUUUACAUCUAAAGAUAGCCAACAGGGGAAAAUGUACAAUGUUAGCACUUUGAUAGACAAGCCCAAUUUGUUUAUGAGUGAAAAUGGGGAAUUAGAUUUGAGAAAUGUAGGGAUUGACACUUCAAUGGUUCCAUCAGAAUAUUUCAACGAUGUGUUUUCAGCUUCAAUUCAAGAUCAACCUAGCGGGACCAGCAUUCCUAGUACGAAUCAAGCUACCACUAAUAUGGCAUCUCAAAAUAUAGGACCAGCUUACGCUACUGCUACCACUACGGAAGCUACUGAUACUACCAAUACGUCAGUACCCAGUGCUACUUCCCAAAGUCAAGUCUCCUCUGCUACAGCAAUCCCUCCAUUCGAAGAUCCAACGUUAAAUCACAUACUCAACGAUCCAGUUGUACCAGAUAGACCUCCAGCGACCUCACCCCUAAACGAUUUCACAAUCGAUACAACUUCCCUCCAAAACCUGCAGUCAAAUAUCAACAUUGCUCAGGCGUUAGGAAAUGUCCUAAAGCAUACAGAAUCAAGAGAACUGGCUUUCUCUGAAUCUACGAUUAACGAGAUGAAGUUCAACUAUAAUACUCUUUUGUCCAAGAUUCACAAGACGAGGAAAAAUUUAAGUAUUUCGAAGGUUAGACGUGGACAAGUCCAAUUGGAACGGUUUCUAACUAAUGCCAAUAAUCCGAGCCCCAGCGGUUCUGAGGCUUCUUCCACUCAUAAUAUUCAGGGCCAAGUAAAUUUGCAGCUGCCCGGUAAUGCUACCUUUUUCUAA
This is a messenger RNA of Zygosaccharomyces rouxii, 2475 nucleotides long. RefSeq names its product Pdc2p (gene PDC2). Gene Ontology annotation, cellular component: nucleus. Bases 1 to 2475 code for a protein of 824 amino acids. The transcript has a single exon. NCBI's taxonomy places the organism in Eukaryota, Fungi, Ascomycota, Saccharomycetes, Saccharomycetales, Saccharomycetaceae. The record is from RefSeq and is a predicted model, not a curated record. Gene Ontology annotation, molecular function: DNA binding.